Messenger RNA from Paramecium sonneborni, 744 nucleotides. Lineage: Eukaryota; Ciliophora; Oligohymenophorea; Peniculida; Parameciidae. The record is from the annotation of a GenBank genome assembly.
AUGAUGUAUCUAAUAAAUUAAUAUUAUAUUAAACAUUUCUAAGAUGUGGAAAUAAUCAAUUAAAAAUUGAUUAUGUAUGUAUUAAUUAAUGUGGAAAUGGAAUCCUACUAAAAUAAUAUUAAGAAUGUGAUGAUGGAAACAAUGUAAGAGGAGAUGAAUGUUCUACUUAUUGUCUAAUUGAAAAUUCUUAUUAAUGUAUUAAUUCAGAAGGAUGUUUAAGUUUAUGUACAUUUAUUAUUGCUCCUGACUUUAUAUUAGAUGUUGUUUAUUGAAUUUACAUUCAAUUAAUAAGUUAAAUUAUCUUAAGAAAUUAAUUUUGAAUAAAUUGUUAUAUAUACUAUUACUCCAUAAACUUAAUAUAAAUUAACUAUUAAUUGUCUAUCUAAUCUAACUACUACCCUUAAUAAUCCUAACUAUUAAAUUGUUAUUGAAUUUAUAGAACCUAUAUUAAAUCUCAUUUUAUAAAUUGAUAUUGAUAAAUCUCUUAUACAAAAUGAAUUUUAAUUAAAUUUAUUCUAUAAUUAAAAAUAAGUCAAUCUUGCAACUUCUAUUGUUUUACCAUAAACCACUAAAUAAAAAUUAACAUCUAUUGUUUAAUUAAAUGAUAUCAUGAUGUACUCAAUGGCUACCGUAUCAAGUUUAGCCUUUCUAACUGGAAAUGCAAUCAUGUUUUUUAAUUUGUUAGAUUUAUUGCAGUCCUUAUCUUAUAUAAGAUUUAUGUAAUGUUAAUUUCUACCUUUUUGA